Molecule: messenger RNA, 1167 nt
Organism: Lathyrus sativus (Indian pea)
Lineage: Eukaryota; Viridiplantae; Streptophyta; Magnoliopsida; Fabales; Fabaceae
Source: the annotation of a GenBank genome assembly
AUGGAAGAAUCACACCAUCACCACCAAGACUGUAACACUCAAAACUCCGCCGGAGCACAAUCACCGCCCACCACUGGAACCUGCUGCAAGUGCGGCGGUCCCACAACUUUCGCACCACCGCCGGUAUCACCUGCCUUCUCAGAAAUAUCUCCACCGCCAACUUACCGUCCCAUCCGCGCUCCGGCCAUCCCACCGGACCCACACUCACAGCGUGCGAUCAUCCUUUCUCCGGUUCCACAAGCCCAACACGUCCCCGUAGCUUCGCCACCUUACCAAUUUCAAAUCCCGAUCAAACGUAUCCAAUCCCCCGACGACAUUCGCCGACUUCAAGACUCUGAGUCCGGCCAAAACUUCGUCGGAUUCGUCGUCGCGCUUUCCGAAUCCAUCCGCGGUCGUAAAAUCUCUGAUCCUUGUCACCAAUCUGAAACCAUCAACACCAUUGUCUCCAUUCUCGAAACCCUAACUCAAUGGAUCGAUGAAAUUCCACCCGCUCAACAAGCUGCACGUUACGGAAACAUUGCUUACCGAACCUGGCACGAACGCCUUGUCAAUUCCGGUGAAUCCCUCAUGUUUCGGUGCCUCCCGAAGGAUCUCCAACCAGCCGCUGUUGAACUUGUUCCAUAUUUUUCCGAUAGCUUCGGGAACUCGAGCCGAAUCGAUUACGGUACCGGACACGAGACUAAUUUUGCGGCAUGGCUGUAUUGCUUAGCGAGGUUGGGGGUGAUUAGAGAAGAGGACUACCCGGCUAUAGUAAGCAGAGUGUUUGUAAGGUAUCUUGAUUUGAUGAGAAAGUUGCAAUUGGUUUAUUGUUUGGAACCUGCAGGGUCACAUGGUGUUUGGGGGCUUGAUGAUUAUCACUUUUUGCCCUUUAUAUUUGGUUCUUCACAGUUGAUUGAUCAUAAGUAUAUGAAACCGAAAUCGAUUCAUAAUAGGGAUAUAUUGGAUAAUUUCUCAAAUGAGUAUCUUUAUCUUGCUGGUAUUAGUUUUAUUAUGAAGGUGAAGAAGGGUCAUUUUGCUGAGCAUUCACCUAUGUUGGAUGAUAUUAGUGGGGUGCCUAAUUGGAAGAAGGUUAAUAGUGGUUUGCUUAAGAUGUAUAAAGCUGAAGUCUUGGAGAAGGUUCCCAUUAUGCAGCAUUUUCUUUUUGGAUCCCUUAUUAAGUGGGAAUAA